GCUGUGCUCCGAUUGGUCUCAAACUCUGUCAAUCAAAAGUUCCAGAACGGGACAGAUACGCUGUUGGUGAAGCUGAGAUCGUUACCCGGUUAACGGUACCGAGUAAAGGUUGUUUUUGGGAUGCGCUUCAACGCUUCAUCUGGCGCGUGCUCGAGCGAUGUGUUGAUUGAACUGACGGAACCGCUGCGCGUGCGGUCGGCUCCGGUAACGGGGGCCGCGGUGUCGGGUGUCUGUGUCGCGGUGGUCGCCGCUGCGCUCAUCUACAUGUGUUACCGGAAGAGGGUGAUCAUCACGGCUCCGGGAUCGCAGAGGCGACUGGAGGUGUGUGAACACAAUAGUGAAUGUGACAGCGAGAGCGGGAGAUCACAACACAAGACUGAACCUGAUAAAGCUGAUGACCCUCAGCUGACAGUAAACAGUGAUGUCGCUGCGUUUGCGUUGAAGGCUCGAGUCGUGUAUCCCAUCAGUCAGCGAUUCAGACCGUUAGCAGACGGAGCGUCUAACCCCUCACUGCACGAGAAGUGCCCGACCUCGCCCAAUCAGGACUCCUCCUCAUCAUCAGGUGAUGAUUGGCUGAGCCGAGAGAGAGAGGACGAUGAAAGCAGUCAGUUUAUGUCAUGCAGUCUCAAUAACACACAAACCAGCCGUCCGUUCAGAAGAGUCAAGCAUUACCCACAAACCCUGGCUCACUCACGGAACAGUUUGCUGUGUUUGACUCUACAAGAGCUUCAUCUCUACACUACACAACUGCAGCAGGAGAAAUAUAAGAUUUUCCUGGAGAUUUUGCCCGUUUUGCUGGGUGACAGAGAGCACGCUGACAUCAUCCACACGCAGCAGCUGCAGGAAGUGGAGGUGCUGAAGAAAGAGAUGAUGAGGGAGGACGAGCGGCAGGAGUCUGACACACUCUUGUGUUCUAUAGAGGAGAUGGAGAAAACGGGAAGACAGAAUCUCACUCGCUCGCUGCAGACGGCUCUGAGAUUUGGAAAGCAGAUGGAACGUCUCCGUCAGAGCCUUCACAGCAGGUUUAGCAGGGAUGACGCACAGGAAGUGACGCGUGCAUUACUGAGGAGUCUGCGGUUGGUGGAGACGGUUCUUGCUGAGAUCCAGCGGUCUGUUCUGAAGACGCUGAUGGACAGGCUCGAGUGGUGGGAGGAAGUGGCCGAUUGGCUUAGAGAGAAAAGCGCCCACCUGAAAAAGGAGGCGGAGCUUGUGGUGAAGCUCACGGGCCAAUCGGUGGAGCGGCUGAGACCUGAUGGACAGCGGGAGAAACUGAUGAGUGAAUUUCAGACGAGAGUUACUGAGGAACUCCAGCAGUGGAUGGAUGAGAUGGGUCGUCAGACUGAUGAACUCACACUCAAACACUGUGAGAAGGUGUGUAUGAGGAGGAAGAGGAUGAUGAAGACUCAGAGUUCAGACACACACACAGAUAUUCAGAGGAUGUUGGAUGUGCAGGUGACACACUGGAAUCACUGGAGAGACUUUGAGCUUCAGCAGGAUGCAAGAAUCACUGACGCUUUGUGUGAACGCUGGAGGAGUUUGUGCGGUAAGUGUAGCAGACGCUUGACUGAUCUGAGCACAGAGUGUGUGGAGAGCAACAUUGCUUCAUCAACGGACCUCUGCCAAUCAGAGCUGAAGACCCUGAAACUCACAGUGACCAAUCAGAUACAGCGAGAGGAGAGACACGCCCACACGCACCUGCAGAUGAUGCGAGAGCAGCUGCAGAGAUGCAGACAGGUGUGGAUUGAAGAAGAGGCUUUGACUCUGUGCUGUCUGAAUCACUUUGGAGAACAGCAGCGUAAGAUCGUCAUGGCGAUGGUUUCCAGGCAUUCAGACAUCAGUUGUGAUCUGAUCGAGGAGCAGCAGGGUCUUUUGGUUCUGGAGUUUCAGAGGAUUUUAUCAGCGAGAUAUUUUUGCCUGCGGACCGUGAGAGAGAUGCACUCUGAUGCGCAGGACCCCUGUGUUGCCGUGGAAACUCUUCCCCGUGAGGCAGCUCAAAACCUUCAUCACGAGCAGCUGUCAGAGCUGGAGGCCGCGGCUGACAUGCUACAAGAACACGCCCACAUUCUGUUUGGCCACGCCCUCGCAUGCACCACGAGGCUGCAGAUGAGCUGUCUGUCUGCUGGAGGUUCUGUGAGGACAGACAGAUGCGUGAAGGAAGGGUUGAUUGACGCGGUGUGUGAAAGUGUGUUUGUGACACGGGAUUCUCUUCUCUCUCUCAUCCGUGAUUAUUACACACAUAUCCAGCACAUCGCCAUGACGACGCUGCAGCAGCUGCGACCACACACCACUGCAACGGACAGAAGGAGCGGCGCUCGGGCUCUACACACACAACUCAACAACUGUGCCAGAAAACUCAACUCUACUGAAUCACUUCACAGGAUUGUUGAGAUAAAGACAAAGUGUCUGAGCGAGUUUGAAAACAAGCAUCACAAUCCAGUGCGAACACACAACUACAGACAAGAACUUGCGGAAGAAGAGAAGACCUUUAUGUGUCGUCUGGCAGCUCUGGCACAUGUUUCUCUCGACAGCAUAAGCACAGAAUAUCUCACAGGGCCAGAUGUCAGAGAAAGAAACGUUCAGACAGUCACGUGAUGUAUGCAGGUUAUAACAUCUCGUAUAUGUUUAUUCACCUGUUCACUUCAUUCUUCAUUCCUUUUGAAUGCAUACAUGUGAUUUAACACGUUCAUCUCUGUUGUCUCUGUGAAAGCUUCACAUGGAUUUACAGCGACUCUAUGCAUGACACACUGUGUGUGAUAUUGUAAAUAUUGUAAUGUCUUUGUACAUACUGUAUAAUGUAUCUUAUGUAUUAUGAGUAAUUUCUGCUGACAUGAACUAGUGUACCAGUGCUAAGAUAAAGUAGAUAUAGUUUACACGCAACACUUCAGAAUAACGUGUCGGAUCACAACAGUCUGCCUACGGAAAUUAUAACUGUCCCUACUUUGACUAUUUUUAAAUCCAGGUUAAAACUUUUUUAUUUGAUUUGUCUUAUAAUGCAUGAUUAUAGCAGUAGUUGUGUUUAAUCGUGCUUUAUAAAUAAAUUGAGACUGAAAACCACACUAGAAAUUCUCUCAGAUUAAUUCCAGAAAACCUCAGUCACAUUUCAGAGUAGUUUUAUGGUGCCCCUGAAAAUAUUUACACAAACCAGUUUUUCUAGACUAGCCGACUCUGUGACUGACAAGCUGCAAAAGUCCAACCUAAACCCAUUACUUGGGUAACUAACCACAUUGCAUCUAGAAACUACAUUGUAAGAAACAAUAGGUUAAACCUGUAAAUAACACAUCUUUACACUGAAUAUAUAUUUUUUGUCUACUUUUUGGGGUUUUAUUUAAUUCAUAUAUUUUUCUAUUUUAAUGUGUAUUUGCACUAUGUUUGCACCAUGUGUACACUUUCUUCUGCACUUAGCUCCUGUCGCCAAGUCAAAUUCCUUUGGUGUAUAAACAUAAUUGGCAAUAAACUCCUUCUGAUUCUGAUUAUCAAUCCUGUAUGGUAUAUUUAUAAAUAAACAAUAAUACAUAUUAUAA
Messenger RNA from Triplophysa dalaica, 3521 nucleotides. RefSeq names its product evC complex member EVC (gene evc). The transcript has 20 exons. The coding region runs from base 121 to 2592 and encodes 823 amino acids. Gene Ontology annotation, biological process: smoothened signaling pathway. The record is from RefSeq and is a predicted model, not a curated record. Lineage: Eukaryota; Metazoa; Chordata; Actinopteri; Cypriniformes; Nemacheilidae.